This is a messenger RNA of Spirodela intermedia, 1197 nucleotides long. The record is from the annotation of a GenBank genome assembly. Lineage: Eukaryota; Viridiplantae; Streptophyta; Magnoliopsida; Alismatales; Araceae.
AUGACGGGAGGGGGGAGGAUGCCGACUUGGAGAGAGAGAGAGAACAACAAGAGGAGGGAGAGGCGGCGGAGAGCGGUGGCGGCGAAGAUCUUCUCCGGCCUGAGGGCUCUCGGAGAUUACCGUCUUCCCAAGCACUGUGACAACAACGAGGUCCUCAAGGCUCUCUGCCGCGAGGCCGGCUGGAUCGUCGAGGAAGACGGCACCACAUACCGCCAGGUAUCCUCCCGAUGAUCUCUCGCCUCUGAUCCGCUGAGAUGGACUGCCAUCGAUCUGAUUGCUGCUCCGUCCAAUCCGUUCCAUCUAUCUUUGCCGUUCGGUUUUUCCCCCCUUCUUUGAUCUCCAUUCUCCGUCGAUCUGGACAUCAUUUAUCCUGUAGAAACCCUAGAAUCCAUAUUUGAGCUCGUAAUUCGACAGGGAUGAUGACGACGAUCACAGGUUUAAUCACUAUUUAGUAGAAAUCCUAUGCGUCUUGAUUUGCUCCAACUUGAUUCCGUUUUUGGUUCAAUUCCACAGGGAUGCAAGCCGCCGCCGCACCAGCCGCUCUCCGGCGAGAUGGUCGCCGGCGGCGGCGGCGGCGGCGGCGGAUCGACGAGCAUCAGCCCCUGCUCCUCCUCUCACCAACCGAGCCCGAGCCCUCUCUCCUCCUCUUUCCCGAGCCCCGUGCCUUCUUACCACGCCAGCUUGGCGUCGUCUUCCUUCCCGAGCCCCUCCAGAACUGAAAACCCUAACUCCUCUGCCAUCGAUCCUGCCCAUCUCCUCCCCUUCCUCCGCAACCUCUCCUCCCUCCCUCCUCUCCGCAUCUCCAACAGCGCUCCCGUCACCCCUCCCCUCUCCUCCCCCACCGCCUCGAGAAUGCCCACCCUGAAGGGACCAGAAUGGGGGGAAUACGCCGCAUUCCGCCAUCCCCUGUUCCCCGCCUCCGCCCCUGCGAGCCCCAUCCGAGCUCGCAACCAUGGCCAUCCUGCUCCCAUCCCGGAGUGCGACGAGUCCGACGCCUCCACCGUCGACUCCGGCCGGUGGGGGAGCUUCCGGGGGGCGGCGCCGCCGCCCUUCUCCCCCUUCCACUUCGCCGCCGCCUUGCCGGCGACGGUGGCGGAGCAGAGCGGCCGUGUGAAGGCCUGGGAAGGGGAGAGGAUCCACGACGUCGCUGUGGACGACCUGGAGCUCACUCUCGGCAGCGGGAAGCAACAUAGCUAG